AUGAUAUAUAAUAGUCUGAUUCCAGUUAGCAGGAUCCUUCUCCGCUGGCGGCGAAAGGUCCGAGCAGUCUGUUCGAAUGAGAAUGAUACGCCCCUCUCCAAGUCAUCCACCACCUUUCAGUCCAAACAGCCCGAAUCUGAAAGUGGAGCAGCGCUGCAUUCGGACGGCUGGCAAGACAACUGUGUACCCCUCAAGCCAUUGUUAUACCCUCACCGGCAAACUGCCACCGCCGCUGUAGGCAACGCGAAUGAGGCUUCUUCGCCUCCGCCUUUGAUUAAGGUCGUCGAUUGCCCCGCAAAGGAUAGGCAAGGACUAUCACAUGAAGAUGAAACUAACAGCAAGGUCGAUCGAGAUGUUAUUUCUAGUAGCCAAUAUGACGAUACAGAUAACACGGCCAAUGCGGAGACCUUACUUUCAGACCGAUGCCUGGUCGAAAAAAUCUUUAAUGGGCCUCAAAUAUCACAGCUGGAACAUACACUCAACGAGCUGGGUGAGAAAUUUCACUAGAAAGUGGAAACGGUAGAAGCGACGGUUGAGCACGUCCUCAAACCUGUUCAGGCCGCUUUUGAGACAAUUGUCGAUACGUUCACAGAAAAUAGUGGGUGGCUUAUGAAAGCCCUCGACGAGGUAUCAAAGAUCCAUCCAUUCAUCAGUGCUGC
This is a messenger RNA of Somion occarium, 659 nucleotides long. The record is from the annotation of a GenBank genome assembly. Lineage: Eukaryota; Fungi; Basidiomycota; Agaricomycetes; Polyporales; Cerrenaceae.